AUGUCAGACAUUUUGUUGGAUUUGCACACUAUGGAAUUCCAUGCUGAGUGAACUUAUGCAAUAUUUUUCAAAUCAUUUCACUAGGAUUAAACGUAUUUUAUCGUAUACUAAUUUUUUAUUCCGUAGAAAAUGCUGCUUCUCCUAGUUGCGACCAUCGGACUAGUUGCUGGACAGGAGGUUCACAAUGUGGCCUUCUCCGCGGGCCUCACACACGACCAGGCCAUCCUGCACGCCGAGACUGUCGUGUACGACAGAGUGUUCGUCAACGUGGGGCGUGCCUACAACACCAGGACGGGAGUGUUCACGUGCCCCACUCCCGGUGUAUACGUGUUUCAGUUCCACUCUCUAACGCACCUUGACAAGUCCACGUGGCUCGAGCUGUACAAGAACUCCGCCUACAUGGCCUCCAUAUACGGUCAUACAGCGGCCGACUACGCAUCCGGCGGAAACUCAGUGGUGCUUAACCUCGUGAAAGGAGACACGGUUUACGUGAAGGCAGUUGACAACAGUUACGGUAUAGACACGAACCUGUACGGGCAGCCCAACGAGGUCUACUCCACCUUCAGCGGCUAUAUGAUCGCUCCUGUGUUCAGCGAGGCGCCCGUGGUCGUACGAAGCAGAUAUUCUGUUCUUUUGAAAGUAUUAAGUAAAAAGCAAAUCAUGAAGUAUCUACUCGGCAUCACGGCUGUGCUGGUUGUACUUGGGGUCUGCACGGCCUUGGACCUUGCCAACAUGAUGAAGUUUGGAAACCACGCUGUGCCGAACAACCGCCUGAAACGAGCGCACGAUGAGACUUUCAUCGCGUUCUCCGCCGGUCUGACAGCCAUGGUGAACGUCAGUGCGAACGCAACCAUCGCCUUCGACAAGGUCUUCAUUAACUCAGGCAAUGGCUAUAACAACAGCACUGGAGUGUUCACGUGCCAUCAUGACGGGGUCUACGUGUUCCUGUACCACGGACUUUCGGAAUCGGCUGGGUCGCUAUGGAUGGACCUCUACAAGAAUGGGGUGUACCAAAUCACCGGGUACGCCCAUAAUGAGAACGAAUACGCUGCCGCCAGCAAUGCCAUUCUCCUCCAACUUGUUGAAAACGACACCGUCUAUAUCCGUGGUCACGGUACCAACCAGCUGUACGGAAAGCCGGACGAAACCUACGCCACGUUCUCGGGGUUUAUCCUUAUACCGCAAGGUCAAGGACACGGGGAAAAUGGAGGAAAUAAUUGAAAUUAAAGUGUGUUCUGUUUGAAAUGAACAUGAAAUAAAUUCUGAUCGAGUGUGUUCAUUUAAUAAAAUGUUUCCAAAUCGU
Messenger RNA from Dreissena polymorpha, 1303 nucleotides. Its product is annotated as complement C1q tumor necrosis factor-related protein 4-like. Bases 130 to 1221 code for a protein of 363 amino acids. Lineage: Eukaryota; Metazoa; Mollusca; Bivalvia; Myida; Dreissenidae. The record is from RefSeq and is a predicted model, not a curated record. The transcript has 10 exons. Gene Ontology annotation, molecular function: protein binding.